Catharus ustulatus (Swainson's thrush) is the source of this 2872-nucleotide messenger RNA. RefSeq names its product keratin 20 (gene KRT20). Bases 1519 to 2823 code for a protein of 434 amino acids. The transcript is spliced from 8 exons. NCBI's taxonomy places the organism in Eukaryota, Metazoa, Chordata, Aves, Passeriformes, Turdidae. Gene Ontology annotation, molecular function: structural molecule activity. The record is from RefSeq and is a predicted model, not a curated record.
AGCUGUGUGUCCAGAACAGCCAAGUACAACAGUUUAACUUUCUGCCUUGAGCCAACACCAGUUAGACUGAUCCCUAAAUGGUAACUUAAAAACUUGGCAGUACUGAUUCCCUAAUAUAUGGGGUAUUCCCUAAUACCCAACUGUUCUGGGUUGGGUGCUCUCAGAAAGCUGAAGGUGCCUCCAAUGCACAUUUCAGUGCCUCCAAAGCUGCAUGUGUCUCCAAUUUCCUUGCCCCAAGGUGGGAGAUGAGUACAUACAGCAGCUGCUGUCACUAACACAAGCCAUGUGUGUUCAUUGUUCUGCCUGACAACAUCAGUAACACACAUAAAUACUGUUCAGUGUGUGCCCCAGGAGCUGCAGCUCCACACUGCCCCAACCCACACCUGCCACCCACCCUCCUGCAGCACUAACAAACCCUCAGCAGUCAGAUUCUUCCCUUGCUGUACAAAUUCUCCAUGCACUUUCUGUAUCAAAGGUGCAGCACAGACAGCCCAGGAGCCUCCUCCACAUGAUCAGCAGUAGGAUUGUUGAGUCUCUUCAUGCCAUGGAAAGGCAGCUGGUUUCCUGUUAAUGACACAGCCCCCAGAUUGGGGACAGAUCCCUCAGCAUGGCACUUGUUAGCUGGAGGUCUCUGAUGAGGCAGGAGGGAAACUGUUUUGCUUCAACCUCAGCCACACAGGAAGGCUGGAGGUUCAUUCUGCUGGAAGCUGGAACUCAACACUUCCUGCCACUCUAUGGACCUCAGCAUCUCACACGUGAAACACAGUGGGCUGUGAAAAGUUUCCAAUAUUCUCAUCCCUCCUACCUCACUUAAGGACAAAGAACUACCCUCCCCACUCAAUCUCAGCUGUACUGAAAGCUCAAAUUCCACUUGCAAGGGUUUUCUAAUAGCAGAUGAAUGUAUAUUCAAUCCAAGCUGAUGGCAACAGCCUCCACUCUUCACUGGCAGUGCAGAUGUUGGUUUGUGCUUACUAUGAAAUGAAUUCACAUAGUAGUACAGCUGCCUCCUUUCUAAUAACUUAUACACUGUUCUAGACUGUCCUGAGGCCCAAGUUAUUGCUUACUCAACAAAUAUAAAUAUUUUAAGUCUCUUGUCACAUACAGGCAACUCUCAUUUUAAAUUCAUGCACUGUGCAGGGGGCUUAGAACUUACUCAUUUGUUCCAAAGGGCUACAGAGAGGAUUGGCUGCAGGUACAUAAAUGGUUAUAAAUUAUUCAAUAGAUCAUUUUCUGUUAUCUGUUAUACAAAAUAACAAAGCAAGCAAACUACCCAGGGAGUGUUCCUCAAACACAGACGAACAGAUGAGAACCCCUUCCAAUUACGGGGAGUGGGGGCAAUAUCCUGCAUGCUCUUUGUGCCGAUACUAACGACACUCUGCGUCAGCAUAGGUGGGGUUUCCAGCCACAGUGCUUCCUCCUGGACUGUAUAAAGGUGCAAGUGCACACUCAGCUCCUAGCUACCAUCUCCAUCUGUGCUGCUUUACUUUACCUGCCUCAGUCCAGAAGACAAAGAGCACAAUGGCAUUCUCCACCCGCAGCAUCCAGUGGAGCUCCAGCAGCCGUGCCCAGACUGCCGCGCCCAGCGUGAGCAGUGUGACCUCCAGGAAAAUGUCCCUGCAGAAGAUCCAGGCUCCCAGCGUCUAUGGGGGAGCUGGGGGCUAUGGCACCCGCAUAUCAACCAGCACCAGCUCUGGCCUUGGAGGGAGCCUCCAGGUCAGCAUCACUGGGAGCGAUGUGCUGCUGGCUGGCAAUGAAAAAUCAACCAUGCAGAACCUGAACGAUCGCCUGGCUGCCUACCUGGAGCGGGUGCGCUCACUGGAGAAGUCAAACUCCCUGCUUGAGACGCAGAUCAGGGAAUGGCAUGAGAAGAACACCGUAAGCGUAGGGCAGGACUACAGCUCCUACUUCAAAACAAUUGAAGAACUCAGAAGCAAGAUUGCAGAUGCCCAGAUGGAAAAUUCCAGGCUUGUCCUGCAGAUUGACAAUGCCAAGCUGGCUGCUGAUGACUUCAGGCUGAAGUUUGAGAAUGAGCACCUGCUCAGGCAGAGUGUGGAGAGCGACAUCACCGGGCUGCUCCGUGUCCGUGACGACCUGACUCUGACAAAAGCUGACCUGGAGUCCCAGAUUGAGAGCAUCACUGAGGAGCUCGUUUUCCUCAGGAAGAGCCACGAGGAGGAACGGGACAGGCUGCACAAAGAAGUAGGAGGCUCUGUGAACGUCGCAGUGGAUGCUGCUCCCGGCAUCGAUCUCGCAGCCAUCAUGGAAAACAUGAGGAAGCAAUAUGAAGAAGUGGCAGAAAAGUACCGCCAAGAAGCCAAAGACCAUUAUGAAAAUCUGAUAACAGAGUUGCACCAGGAAGUUUCCGUCAGUGUUGAGAAGCUGGAGGGCCACAGGAAAGAGAUCACGGAACGGAGACAGGUCUACCAGAGCCUGGAGCUGGAAUUACAGUCCCUGCUGACCAUGAAACAGACCCUGGAAGGCACUCUGGCUGAAACAGAAGCACGCUACAGUUACCAGCUUGACCACAUACAGCAAGCAAUUUCCAGUCUGGAGGCCCAGCUGAGGCAGCUGAGAGCUGACAUGGAGGCUCAGAACAGUCAGUACAGCACCCUGAUGGACGUCAAGACUCGCCUGGAGAUGGAGAUCGCCACGUACCGCCGGCUGCUGGAGGGAGAGGAAAUCGGGGAUUUAGAAGCGAUAGCGUCGGUAACAGAGGCUGAAAAAGAAUCAAGUAAAUUUAAGAAGAUCAAGACAAUAGUUGAGGAGGUGGUUGAUGGCAAGAUUGUCUCCUCUGAGGUCAGAGAGAUUGAAGAGAAGAUGUAAACAGCACCAGCAGAAAAGAUGCCUCUGAGUUCCCUGAAGCUGAUGCCAA